Aaosphaeria arxii CBS 175.79 is the source of this 2072-nucleotide messenger RNA. RefSeq lists its product as uncharacterized. Gene Ontology annotation, biological process: inositol phosphate biosynthetic process. NCBI's taxonomy places the organism in Eukaryota, Fungi, Ascomycota, Dothideomycetes, Pleosporales. The coding region runs from base 224 to 1648 and encodes 474 amino acids. The record is from RefSeq and is a predicted model, not a curated record. The transcript has a single exon. Gene Ontology annotation, cellular component: nucleus. Gene Ontology annotation, molecular function: ATP binding; inositol-1,3,4,5,6-pentakisphosphate 2-kinase activity.
CCGGGAAAACAAAACAAAACGUCAUAGCACAAGCCAGUCCACUGUGCGCACUCCAACAGCGAACAGAAAUUGAAUCACCCGCCAUCUAUGGAGCUGGAUUGAACAGGAUUGAACUUGGACGCGCCAUUGACAUUAUAUACACAGCUGUAUAAGGACUACAUUCCGCGAGCUUAUGGAUUUGGCAACCGCCGUUGGCCUCUAAUUACUCCCGCAUUCACCAACCAUGUCGCUCGCUGACUCCCCCAAUGGCGAUGUCAGCAUGGCCUCAGAAACAUCAAAGGUCCCAGCGAAUUCUCUCACGGACACGAUGCCUUGCAUACUGCGCAAGGCAAAGGAUCAUUCUUCAUCCACCUACUCGCUACAUUUCCUAGCCGAAGGCGCCGCCAAUGUUGUCUUCAGCAUCCGCCAAUCCAGCGGCUCAGAUACCCCCUUCGAAUUCAAAACCACCAAAUCCUCAUCGAACAGCGACAAGAAGCUUCCCCUUGGACACGUCCUCCGCGUGAGCAAAGGCCUCGCAAAGACGCCAUCAUGCCCGGAGAUCAAGAAAGACUACGACGAAAAGGUCACCGAACUGCUCCAAUACGCGCACCUUGAGGACUGCGGCAUGCCACUCCAGCUGACAAAACUCGACUCCGAGGUCGUGGCGCAUCUCAACCAGGAGAUCAAAUCGCACUCGCGACGCAAGGUCCAGAUCCUCGAUCGCAAAGAGACGAGGUACGGGCUGCUGAUGCAGGACAUGUCGCCUGUAGCCGGGGAAUCCAUCACCAUCGAAAUCAAGCCGAAAUGGCUCGCGCAGUCGCCGAAUGCGCCCGAGGGACUGGCUUCGUACAGAUGUAGGACGUGUGCGCUGCAGGCGCACAAAAGCAAAGAAGCCAGAGCGAAGCGAGGACAGAACGACCCGCACGGAAAGAAAAGGAAGAGGAAGUCGAAAGAAUCAUCUACGGAGGCUACUCAUGACAGAAACCUCGCAGCCAUUGACGCAACAUACGUGUGCCCUCUACUCUUAGCCCAAGGCGACGCGCAUUUCGUGCGACCUUUCGUCCAUCGAAAAGUUCGCGAAGCAGCAGACUCGCUAUCGAAACCUCUGGACCCGGCUGCGGAGUCCCGUCUUGUCGAAGCAUUGACCGAAUACCUUUGCACCGGCCGUGGCCACACCGUCCUGCAAGCCCUGCGACAAUACCAAGCCGACUACGACGCGACGGGCAUCCUCGCGCGACCCGAAUGGCUCGACCUCGCCAAAGACGCGAAGAAACGCCUCGAGGAGCUCGAAAAGCAACGCUCCUCCGCCUCAACCUCCUCCCGCGCUAAGAACGAAGCCUCCGAGAAGGAGUACGAGGAAACGAAAAGAGAAGCCGGAUGCGUCGAACGCUUCGACAACAACCUCCGGCUCGCCAUGACCCUGCGCGACUGCUCCAUCUUCAUCCGGGCGAACUACGCGGGCGCUGGCGAGGUCAAGUGCGAGGGCAAGAUCGGAGACCUGGAUUUCAAGUCUGUGCAGAAAAUUCCGGAUUGGAGUGACAAGGAGGAGGAGUUGAGGAAUGGGUUGUACUAUAGGGGUGCUCACAGUGCGGGCGGGGGAGAUAGGGAUUAUAAGGAGGACUGUGCCAUUGCGAUUGAGUGGAGGAAGAAUAGGCCGCGUUGGUGGUGAAAUCGACCUCAUCCCCACGACGGAAGACGCUGGACGUGGAGGGUCCGGUCUUUCGCCUGACCACUUACUGUAUUGACUUGGAAUUGCUUAGGCAGACUUCGCUGCAAGUCACUGCUCAGACCGAAUUCAGAUUUCUGGGAGUAGGCGAAAAAUGGCGUUCGGGAGCCGUGGAUCAUUCUGGAUGGAGGGAGAUACCUGCUCAUGGGGUGAUGGGACUUCGAGGGGAGCUUAUACCCAUUUCUUCUUCUUGCUUUCACUGCCCUUAUUAAUUCGGACCCAUUCUUUUGCACACGUUCACGACGCGUGCAAAUGUUGAGUGUGGUAUAGUUAUCGUGUAAUAGCUUCUUAGACUUCAUAAGGCUUAAUUAAUGCUCAGCUUGACACAUUUUCUGCUCGGUGGAGAUUAUCAUAACCUAAAAUUAAA